Drosophila rhopaloa is the source of this 2150-nucleotide messenger RNA. RefSeq lists its product as uncharacterized. The record is from RefSeq and is a predicted model, not a curated record. NCBI's taxonomy places the organism in Eukaryota, Metazoa, Arthropoda, Insecta, Diptera, Drosophilidae. Bases 176 to 1498 code for a protein of 440 amino acids. Gene Ontology annotation, cellular component: transcription regulator complex; nucleus. The transcript is spliced from 3 exons. Gene Ontology annotation, biological process: regulation of transcription by RNA polymerase II.
GGCGGUGGUUGUUAUUUUUUGGUCUUGGUUUGGUUUUUAGUCGCCGUUUAAACUUGGUCGUGAGAGGGUAGCAGCCCCAGAACCAGCCCGUUACCAGCCGCCCGCGAUCGCGUCCCCAAAAGUGAGAGCCCUGGCCAGCUCAAGCCUGCAGAUCCAGAUCCUCCAUCACAUCCUCAUGGCCCCAGUGAGCGGCUGUUCGCCCACCGCCACCCACUCGCUGCAAGACAUGAGCGCCGCCGCCGCCGCCAUCGCCCUUGACAUGAAGCCCAAGGGGGAGUCCCACCCCCUAGCCGCCGCCACUGCCACUGCCCUGCCCUCGCAGAAGAUCAAGAAACUGGUGCGGCGCAACGCCUCCGACAAGCUAAAGCUCAUCCAAAUGGUUCACGACAACCCGAUUCUCUGGGACUCGCGCCUCCCGAACUUCAAGGGCGCCGAGGAGGAGAAGAACCGCGCCUGGGAGCACAUAGGUCGCGAGUUCAACGCUCCAGGGCGACGAGUGGCACGGGCCUUUAAGUCGCUGCGUGAAUCAUACCGCCGUGAACUGGCCCACGUCAAGCUGAUGGGCAAUGGAUUUAAGCCCAAGUGGAGUCUCUACGAAGCCAUGGAUUUCCUUCGCGACGUCAUCAGGGAGAGAAAAGGCGCUUCGCAUGCAACCGAUCUCAGCCUGACCGCGUAUGGGCAAAUUCACAACAACAACAAUAAUAACAGCAACAGCAUGGGAUCAGCUGGAAAGGCAGUAUCGCUGAAGCUGUCCACGUCCUUCAACGAGUCCGCCGCAGUGUUAAACCUUUCCAAGUGCUCCUCGCUGAACGUCAGCGGCGAUGACUACUACUGCGACUACUAUGUAAAACCGGAGCUGGAUCUCUCGGUGGGAGGUGGGGCCGGAAGUAGCAGCAGUGGCAGUAGCUCCGGCGGCGGACCACUUCCGCUGCCCGCCCACCAGCACCAGGCGCACAACGACAGCCGGGUUAGCUCAACACGCAACGAACAUCAACAUCUUCAACACAGCUACGAUGACAUUGACGCCAGCUCGAUCCGCAGCGGUGACGAAGACACCGGCCAUGCAUCCGACGGAGUGGAGGAGCUGGAGGCAAUCGACGCGGACUUCCCAUAUCCGCUGAUCCUGGACUCCAACUCCCGCGGGAGCACCAAUGCGGGCGUGGAUGAGGUGGCAUCAUCGCGCAAGCGUCGCCGCAAUGUUGAGCAGGAUGGUCAGGAGAACGGUAAUGGCGACGGCGAUGAAGUCAUCGAUGGCGACGACUAUGAGGAGCAGAUGCUCCAGCAGCACCGCCAUCUCCGGCAGCAGCAGGGUGCAGCUGUCACCGGAGGCUUGGAUCUACCACCCCCUCAAACUGUACGCGAGGUCCUCAACUCCAAGUUUUGCGGCUUCAUUUCGGCCAAGCUGAACAGCAUGGAGGACUCAGAAGCGGAUAAUCUAAUGAACCGCAUUCUUCUGUUACUUGUUCAGGUGCAGCAAUGCGAGGGGUCCACAAAAUAGGCGGCCAUAGAGAAGAGCGUUUAAUGCGCGAGGUGUAGUUAUAAUAGCCAAGAAAAGCUCAUUAUGGAUUGAUGCAGCUGCUCAAAGCAGUCACAACGGAUUGAUUUCUUGUCAUUCGUUCUGACUUCCCUUGCCAUAAGAAUUAUAAACAUACUUGCCAAUGCCAAAUUUGUGCCAUACCAAAAAGAUCAAUCGAGCAACUAGAAGAAUGGCUUUACAAAGAAAUUCUCUCAUUUGCUUCGCUCUCAUUUACAACAAAGAACAAAACUCAAAGAAAAGACAACACAAAGACGAAAAACAAAGAAAGUAGAUGAUGUAAGACCCAUAGUUUAAUAAAACUUUAAAUGUUAAUAUCGUUUUAAGCCGAUCAACUGUAUAUCAUACUCAUGCCAACGUUUCAUCACAUGAAUCUAUUCUUUUACUUGAAACUAUUACUUUGCCCAGAUUAGAUCGUCGAUUUAAAACAUGAUCACUUUCUUGUUAAAUUGCAGACCUAGAAAUUUGAAUCCUCUAUUGAAAUAGCUUUAAAUACCAACAAGCUAUCAUUUUACAGUUAGUUUUACACCGAAAUGAAUAUUUAUAAUUUUCUGAAAGCAAAAAAAUAUUGCUUUCUACAUUUGAUCAUUAUUUGAAUAAAACUCCUUAAAAGGUA